UUUCGGACGGCCUUCGUGGAAGGUCAAUGGGGGCAAGUACUUCGAAUAUACUUGAUCAGUCCGAGGUUGAGGAAAUCGCAGAAGAAACUGGGUUUUCUCCAAAACAGAUUUAUCGAUUGUACAACAGAUAUUUGGCUUUGGACAAGACGAACGCCGGGUACUUGAGGCGUCAUGAUUUUCUGUUAAUUCCAGAAUUAGCCAUUAAUCCACUUGGCGAUCGAAUCGUGAAUGAAUUUUUUAAAGAUAGUCAAGGUGAAUUGAAUUUUCGUCAAUUUGUACGUAAACUAGCAAGAUUUCGUAAAGUUCGACCACAACAAUCUACUCAAUUUAAUAAUCGUGAUGCAAAAUUACGCUUUCUGUUCGGUAUGUAUGAUUUAGAUAUGGAUGGUAAAAUAUCAAGAAAUGAAUUAUUGGGAAUGUUACAAAUGAUGGUCGGUGCUAAUAUUACUGUUGAACAGAUCAAUAAUAUCGGUGAACGAACGAUGGCUGAAGCGGAUCUUGAUGGUGAUUGCUAUAUAUCGUAUGCGGAAUUUGUACAAGCAUUUGAUAAUGUGGAUAUUGAACAAAAGAUGAGUAUACGCUUUUUGGAAUGAUUACAUUAAUCGAUUUAUAUAACUAUCUCUAUGCCCCCUCACCCGCUCUGUUUUUUCUAUACACAACCACAAAAAUUAUUCGCAACAAUUCCAACUAUAUCAACAAAAUCACUUCUUAUUCUCCUUAACUAUUUCGUUUUCAUUAAUGAUUUUGUUGUCAUUCAAUUUUCUUUUCUAUGUUCACUUGAUUUACAUAACGCUCAAUUGUUCACGUACAUAAAUAUUAUUAUCUUGAUCUGAUGAUCAACGUUUUAGUUUCUUCUUUUUUUGGAAUAGUUCGUUAUGUGUAUGUUACUACACUUGUUAAUUAUUCUCCUGUGAACACACAUGGAGAAAGGCAGGCAUGAGAUUACAUGCAUACCUAUACAUAUCUCUUGUGUGAGAUCAUUCUACAUGAUAUAAUUUUGUAAAAACAAUAGUUUUAUGUUUAUCUACUUAUUUACAUUUCAGUAGUAUAUUUUGUGUAUUCCGAUUUUCAACGCCAAUAUCUACUUUUCACUUUCUGUAACAGUGAUUUUUUUUCCAAAAGAUCUUGAUGAUUAUGUUUUUGGUUAUUAUUAUUAUUAUUGUUAAUUCUUAUUGCAAUAAUUGGAUCUGAUUUAAAAUUACCACUAUUUAUAUGUUUAGUAUUCACUAAAGUUGAUAAUUAUAUGAAUAUAUUAAUUCAAUAUGCUUAGAAUAAAUAUAGAAGUUAAUAAACAAACAGAUUUAUUAUAACUGAUGUCAAACAUCUACAAUUUAGCUGGUUGCUUUUAUUGAUAUUUUCUCUAAUCUAUAUGGUUUAAUUGUGAAGAUUUAUCAGUUGUCCUUCUGGACAACAUUAUCUGCUGCUGUAUUAUGUGGUUGUGAAUUAUUCAGUUAUUCCACAAGCUUUUAAUUGUGUGGUUUAUGAUUGAUUAUCUUUAUGGGUCAUUUCGUCUUCAUUUAUUCUUGCAUUUCUAUUGAAUAUGUUUUUUUCUUGGUUGACCUCUGAUCAUGUAGUUAGUCUAUGUCUUUCACUUGGAUUGAUGUCGAUGUCUGUUGAUGGCCAAUUGAUCUGAAUGUUAUACAUGUGGAAGUUCUCUAAUAUUUUUAGAAUUUCGACGUUUUCCCAACCGAAUUCAUGUUCGUGGUUUUAUAUAUGUUUUGAUAUUAUUGAUGAUGUAUAAUAUUGAAUCACUUGUAAUCUAUGUUCAAGGUAUGCAUAAGGAAAGAAAACGUCUACUUUUUCAGUCGUACUACUGAUAUUCUGAUUACUCAGUUUUCUGUGUUCACGUCUACAUAAGUAGAAUGGAUUAUAAGCAACAGAUAUUAAUGUAAUUUCAAAAUGACUGUCGAUUAUAUUGUCAUCCAAUUAUCCUGGUUUUUUCUUUUAGUAGUUCCAAUUCUUGCUGUAAUCGAUACAUCUAACUUGAAAAAAAUAACUAGAAAUUUCC
This is a messenger RNA of Schistosoma margrebowiei, 2008 nucleotides long. The record is from the annotation of a GenBank genome assembly. Lineage: Eukaryota; Metazoa; Platyhelminthes; Trematoda; Strigeidida; Schistosomatidae.